Messenger RNA from Phlebotomus papatasi, 1753 nucleotides. RefSeq names its product 5'-nucleotidase domain-containing protein 3 (gene Nt5c). The transcript is spliced from 4 exons. The coding region runs from base 66 to 1559 and encodes 497 amino acids. Gene Ontology annotation, molecular function: 5'-nucleotidase activity. The record is from RefSeq and is a predicted model, not a curated record. NCBI's taxonomy places the organism in Eukaryota, Metazoa, Arthropoda, Insecta, Diptera, Psychodidae.
GGAAACCUGGAAAGUGCAGUGUGAAGUUGAAGCGUGUCGCAGAGUCACGCAGAAAAAACACAAGGAUGUUUAUUCGUCUUUUGAGUCGCUCCCUGGGUAAAUAUCGUGUGUCAGGACGUCAAUUCACUUCCGCCUCCUUCUACGAUGAGGUCUACGAGAAGACAAAGCUCAAAUACAAGUCCAAGAAAUUGCCAAAAGAUGUAAACUCCCGAGGAGUAUUUGCUUGCAAUGAAUUGGACCUUGGAGAAGUGCAAGUGUACGGCUUUGACUACGAUUACACUCUGGCGUGCUACAAACCGUCCCUGGACUAUCUACUCUAUGACCUGGGCCGGGGGCGACUCAUAGACGAAUACAAGUAUCCAGCUGGAAUUCAGAGUCUUCCAUAUCGCCCGGACUUUACCAUCCGUGGUCUGCACUAUGACAUUGAGCAGGGUUUGCUCAUGAAAUUGGAUUCCUUCCUACAGAUCCAAUUGGGAACGGUCUAUCGUGGUUUGACUCCCCUCUCAGAUACCGAAGUGCUAAAAAUCUACAAGAAUCGCAUCUUGUCAAUUGCCUACGUGGAGGGUAACUCCAAACUCACCGAUGAUCGUCCUAAAAUGAUGCAGCUGGCAGAUCUGUUUUCUGUGCCCGAGAUGUGUUUACUCUGCAAUGUGGCUGAGUAUUUCGAGAGGAAUCAUAUUGAUUACCAUCCAGAAAUACUCUUUCGUGACGUGAAGAAUUCCAUAAGAGUCUCCCAUGGGCUUAUGCAUGGUAUUGUGAUGAAGAAUGUGGAGGAGUACGUUGAAACAAAUCCGGAGCUGGCCAUUUUCUUUGAGCGUCUCGUGUCAGCUGGAAAGAAACUCUUCCUAGUCACCAAUAGUCCCUUCAAGUUUGUCAAUACAGGCAUGAAGGCACUGAUUGGGGCUGAAUGGAAGGACUUUUUUGACGUGGUGAUUGUUCAGGCGCGUAAACCGCGGUUUUUCACGGACACUACUCGGCCCUUCAGGCUGCUGGACGAGAAGACGGGAACACAUGCGUGGGAUCGAGUGUCGAAGCUGGAGAAGGGCCGGGUGUACUAUGAGGGCACUGUGAAGCAACUGCAGGAAUUGACAGGGUGGAAUGGGCACCAAGUGCUUUAUUUCGGGGAUCAUCCGUACAGCGAUCUGGCAGAUGUGACAUUGGAGCAUGGUUGGCGUACUGGUGCCAUAAUCAGUGAGCUGACGCAUGAAAUUGAGACUCUCAAUAAACCCGAUUUCAAGCAGAAUGCCAAUUGGCUGCAGAUGCUGACACAGUUGAUUGAGGAUCAUCAGGACAGGGAGACUCCCGAGGCUAAAAAAGCCCUCAGACGAUGGAUGGAUGAACGUGAUCAGCUCCGGAAUGAUAUUAAAAUAAUCUUCAAUAAGCAGUUCGGCUCAGUCUUCCGCACAUACAACAAUCCCACGUAUUUCUCCAGGAGACUCUUCCGCUUCUCCGACAUCUACACUUCCAAUGUGACGAAUCUGCUCCACUAUGGCGUGGAUCAUACUUUUUAUCCUCGAAGAGGGGUCAUGCCCCACGAAUAUAUCUCGUAUUUUAUGUAAAGAAAAAAGGAUCAUAUCCUCACCAAAAAAAGUAGCUCUCUAUAUUACUAUGUUGAUAUUGAUCGACAAUAAUUGCUUUAUAUAUUUUUGAUAGCAGAUUUUAGGCUAUUCCCCACCUCUGCAUGAGAUUUUUUUCGAGUAUUUUGCUAAGUAUUUUUUGCUUCUUUUUGUAAAUAAAGUGCAACUUUGUGAGA